CCUGUGUGGCUCCCAAGCUAAACAGUAUCUGAGGGAUUCCCUGAAAUAGGAAAUAGGACAGCUGGGAAUGUUCAUUCUUCAUCUUAUGCAUCGGGAGAACCCCAGGUGAAGUCUGGAGCAGGACUUGGACCUUCUGUCCUCCAUGCCGCUCACCAGAAAAGGCGCUGUGAACUGUGCUUUGGCUCCAGUGGACAGGAAGAAUUUCUGGCCCAGCUGGAAGUGAGAAGAGGGAGGGAGUCCCCUGAGGACCAUCCCAGAGGCCGCCUGGAUCAGCCAAACAAUCCUCGAUGUGAAUCAACCCCAUGAUGCAACAUGCCUCCCCAGCCCCCGCUCUGACGAUGAUGGCCACGCAGAAUGUCCCGCCCCCACCCUACCAGGACAGCCCACAGAUGACGGCAACUGCUCAGGCACCCUCGAAGGCCCAGGCUGUCCACAUCUCCGCACCCUCGGCUGCGGCCAGCACGCCUGUACCCAGCACCCCCAUUGACCCGCAGGCCCAGCUGGAGUCCGACAAGCGAGCUGUGUACAGGCACCCUCUUUUCCCGCUCCUGACGCUGCUGUUUGAGAAAUGUGAACAGGCCACCCAGGGCUCUGAGUGCAUCACCUCCGCCAGCUUUGAUGUGGACAUCGAGAACUUUGUCCACCAGCAGGAACAGGAGCACAAACCCUUCUUCAGCGAUGACCCAGAACUGGACAAUCUGAUGGUGAAGGCAAUCCAGGUGCUGAGAAUUCACCUGCUGGAGUUGGAGAAAGUCAAUGAACUCUGCAAGGACUUUUGUAACCGUUACAUCACCUGCCUCAAAACCAAGAUGCACAGUGAUAACCUGCUCAGGAAUGACCUCGGGGGACCCUACUCCCCAAACCAGCCCUCCAUAAACCUUCAUUCACAGGACCUCCUGCAGAAUUCCCCCAAUUCCAUGUCUGGAGUCUCCAAUAACCCCCAGGGGAUUGUGGUCCCAGCCUCAGCGCUCCAGCAGGGCAACAUCGCCAUGACGACCGUCAACUCACAAGUGGUGUCAGGUGGAGCCUUAUACCAGCCGGUUACCAUGGUAACCUCCCAGGGUCAGGUGGUCACCCAAGCAAUCCCCCAGGGAGCCAUCCAGAUCCAGAACACACAGGUUAACCUUGACCUCACCUCCCUCCUGGACAAUGAGGAUAAGAAGUCCAAGAACAAACGAGGAGUCUUGCCCAAGCAUGCCACCAAUAUAAUGCGUUCUUGGCUCUUCCAACAUCUCAUGCACCCCUACCCCACGGAGGAUGAGAAGAGGCAGAUCGCAGCCCAGACAAACCUCACCCUCCUGCAAGUAAAUAACUGGUUCAUCAAUGCCCGGAGGCGCAUUCUGCAGCCCAUGCUUGAUGCCAGCAACCCAGACCCUGCCCCUAAAGCCAAGAAGAUCAAGUCACAGCACCGGCCCACCCAAAGAUUCUGGCCCAACUCCAUUGCCGCUGGGGUGCUGCAGCAACAGGGCGGUGCCCCAGGGACAAACCCUGAUGGUUCCAUCAACCUGGACAACCUGCAGUCCCUGUCCUCAGACAACGCCACCAUGGCCAUGCAGCAGGCCAUGAUGGCCGCACACGAUGACUCGUUGGACGGGACAGAAGAGGAGGAUGAGGAUGAAAUGGAAGAGGAGGAGGAAGAAGAACUGGAGGAGGAGGCCGAUGAGUUGCAGACGACGAAUGUCAGCGACCUGGGCUUGGAACACAGUGACUCCCUGGAGUAGCCGGCAGCCCAGAUGGCGCUGAUCACCGAGAAGAGGCGCGUGGUCAGGGGGCUUCAGGGUGGUGGGGAAGGGGACGUGGGCAGGCAACACUAAGAACGUUGGGCCCUAGCUUCCGCGGAUCAGUAGCUUGAAGAAAUCCAGAGGAGACACCUGCUCCUUCCCAACCACCAAGCUUCAGCGAGCACCCGCCCCUCUUCCCCAGAACUGCAGACGACUCUGGUGGGGCUGGUCAAGCGACCUGCACAGAAAGGCAGGAGUGAGGUUUGGACUCACCAAGCCCCUGAGGACAGACGGCACCCAUGGGCCCCCCCCACUGGAGGACUUGAGCUGUGCGCAAGCCCUGCACUGUGAGGCGGAUCGGUGCUGCUCACAGUGAGCUUUUGCCAGGGGACAGUUAGGAGGAAAGGGAGUGACAUGGGGGGUCUGGAGUCCAUCCCCCAGAAAGUUCUCAGCUCCUUUGAGAGACAUUCAAGGGCAGGAAGUAGCCCAAAGCCUAACUGGUGGCCAAGGCGGAGGGACUGAGGCAUCACAGCUUGCAGAUCAGGGUGGGACCUGGGUUCCGGUUCACUCCUCCAAGGCCCUGGCUCUGGGAACAGGCAACUAUGGACUUGGGGGAGAGGGAUGGGAGCCACCAGAGUCGCCUCCUCUCUCUCUCCCCUGGAAACAAAUUGUAAGCUGGUGGACUCACAUUGUAGGAUGGUAAGAGGGUUGGCUCCAAGUCUCAAGGAGACCGCAGAACCUGGGCUGGCAGCCACACCACGGUGACUUUGGGGACUGCAGCUGUCCCUAGAUGGCCACAGAACUCACCUCCUGUAACAGCAGGACAAUGGUGUCUUAACCCAGAUGUUCCAGCCCGGGGUGGAGCUCCUCGGAAGGUCCAACCCUCCCUCGACCAUCGGAGAGGGUGGAGCCAGGUGAGCUUGGAAUCUGCCCAUCCCUCAGGUCCCCCAAGGCCGUUCCUCUGUUCCUGGGCUGGCUCCAUCAGCCUCCAUCCUCUCUUCUCCAUUCUAUCCUUCAGAGAAGGCAGAAGUAACGUUGGAAAGAAGCAGCCAGCCCAGUGGGAAGCCAGGGGUUGGAAACGGUGCUACAUCCCUCUUCCCGUUGAUUUCCCAAAAGUGGGGGCGGGUCCAGAGAAUGGGCACCCAGGAGUCACGCGGUGCCCCGCCCCACCUGCCCCCUGUGGUCCUGCGCACCGAGGCGCGCCAGAGGAUGGGGCACCGAGAGGAGGAGGCUUUCCACAUCUGCCCUGACACACACCCUCCCACCCUGGCCGCCUCCUUCCAUUUUCUCCCGCCCCCACGGCUGUGAAGGACAGGACUGCUCACACGUGUGUUUUCCAUUGGAUUUAAUUUAAUGGACUUGCAGUUUCAUUUGUAAAUUGUACAUUGGCCAUCUCCUUCAAUGGCAGGAUGUGAGUGGCUACCUGGCUCACCUUGAGGGGGCCCUCGGGGCCCUCUGGGGCUUCCCCUCCCCCAUCUGGUUGGGGUGGAGCACAAGGAUGGUGGCUUUCUGAGGUCUCCCCGAAAUGAAUGUAUUUCUCCCUCAAAAGAGCUGAUAUUUAAUGUUUUAAUAGGGAUUUUUGAGAAACAAAUAACCUUAUUUAUAAUCUGGGUGAUCCAAUCAUUUUUUACUCCCUUUUGAUGCCAUACGUAGAGGAAAGUCUAGCUUUUUUGGCGUGAGACUUUUGCAACAUGCAGUGGGACAAGACACAUUUCCUUUCUGGUUCUUCUUCUUCGCGCGUGCACACACACACACACACACUCACCACCGUGAACAGACACCCUCCUAGCCCAGACACACUUGCACACACGUGCCCACAUCUCCUCCUCCUAGUCCCUCCACCUGCGUAAUGUUAUGCAACCUCCUUCUGAUGUAUCCACCAAACCAGUACUGAAUGUGGCCGAGUUUUCAGUAAAUCUUAUUACCUAC
Molecule: messenger RNA, 3650 nt
Organism: Talpa occidentalis (Iberian mole)
Lineage: Eukaryota; Metazoa; Chordata; Mammalia; Eulipotyphla; Talpidae
Gene: PKNOX2
Product: PBX/knotted 1 homeobox 2
Exons: 13
Coding region: 303-1721 (472 amino acids)
Biological process (GO): regulation of transcription by RNA polymerase II
Molecular function (GO): RNA polymerase II cis-regulatory region sequence-specific DNA binding; DNA-binding transcription factor activity, RNA polymerase II-specific
Source: RefSeq, a predicted model, not a curated record